Molecule: messenger RNA, 3077 nt
Organism: Notothenia coriiceps (black rockcod)
Lineage: Eukaryota; Metazoa; Chordata; Actinopteri; Perciformes; Nototheniidae
Product: ras-associated and pleckstrin homology domains-containing protein 1-like
Exons: 7
Biological process (GO): neuromuscular junction development; positive regulation of protein tyrosine kinase activity
Molecular function (GO): protein kinase binding
Source: RefSeq, a predicted model, not a curated record
AUCCCAACGCUGAUCCAGCAUCAGCAGAGGAGCGUCUCAGCCUGGAGGCAUCCGAGCUGGAGAAGAGACUCAGCAUGUUGUCUCAAUGUAGCCUAGCCAGCAGCACAGCUUCCACUUACAGCUGCAGCACAUCUGUUGCCGGAGACGACCAAAGCAGCAUCUCCAGCUCCUCUUCCAGCCAAUCAGAUACGAGCUACGGCAGCAGACUUUCCUUUAGGGCGGAGCCGUUAGCUCGACCGCACAUCUCCACGGAUACGGCAUCCAGCUGCUCUACGCUGCAGGCCCUGAGCGGCUCUGAUGACCGGCUGUUCGCUGCUGUGAUGGGGAGCUCCGGUCCCCGCACCCCCUCCGCCCAGCUCCACCUUCGGGGUCUCAAUGACAGUGGACGGCAGAGCUCAUUGGACAGUGGGAUUGGGGUAGCAGCAGGAAGCCAGUCCUCUUAUUCAGGGAGCUACUCCUCAUACACCGGGAGUCUGGACAUGGCCAGCCAGGGCGGGGAGGGGGAGUUUGGCUCUGUGGGCAGCUUACCUGCUCAUCUCCCUUCUUCACCUACUCCUCACCCCCCUUCUUCACCUCCUCCUUACCUUCCUUCUUCACCUCCUCCUCCACCUCCCAUCUCUCCUCCUCCUUCUUCUCCUUUUCAGACCACCCUUACCCCAGAGCCUGCUUCCUCCUCCUCGUGCCCUUUCACCUCCAGAUCUAGCUCUCGUGCGUCCCAGGGACACAGCGAGGACUAUCAGAUCCCCAGCCUGCUCCGCCUGUGGUAUGACACCCCCAGGAGUCUGCUGCAGAGCCUGUCCCUGAGGGAACCCCCCCUCCAACAAGGUCCCCCUGAGCUGGGCCGGGACAGCAGGAGAGGUGUGGAGGCCAGGGGAAGUCAGGGUCAAAGGUUGACUAACAGCCCCCCAGGAGGCAGGGCGCAGCGGCAGGCCAUGAUGCAGCGCUCACACUCCUGGGGCAGCGAGAGGGCGCCCCCUGUGGAGGGGGAGGGGGGGUCUACACUGAGACCCCUGCUGCCGCCUGGAGGCUCUGUUAGUGGAGAAACUCAGUGCGGUCAUGGUUUGGACAAAUACAUUACACCAGAGCAGUGGCGUUCAGCGAGGAACAGAUGCUUGAGUCAGGUUGCCAGAUCACCAUCAAGCCCCUCACCUUCUGCAGAUACACAAGAUCAUCCUCUCUGUGUGAGAGAGGAGCAGGAUGACCUUGCUGAUAAGUGUGAAAGUCCGAGAAGACCGGGGUCCUCCCGGCCACCCUCUGCCCCCCCGCCUCCGCCUGUGAACCUGAGACCAACAUCAGCCUGGGGUAUGACCCAGUCUGCCCAUCAAGCUCCUCCGUCGGUAUCCCUGGAAAGUUGGCACCAUAUUGACAGCACUGUUAAUUAUGUCAACAUCCCCAUCAGCGCCCUGCUCUACACGGAGCUGGAUCUGCAGGACCCCCACUCAGCUGUCAGAGAAGAGGGCUCCAUCAGGUACGCCCACCUCGACAUCGCUGCCAUGGAAACAGCUCAGCGAGUGGGGGCGGAGCACGUUCAGGGCCGGGAGGACAGGCUGAGUCAGCAGGAGAGGCGGUGAGGGCCACCAAACUGACUCGCAGCGGCCACGACUCACUUCAAAACAGUUUCUCUGCAUCUCUCUGAAUAGGCUCAAGGGAUUAAUUGCAGUUAAUCAAACACAUUGUUGUACUUAACACACCCACAGUUGUGCCAGUGUACAGAUACUGUCACAAACAAUCCAUUCCACUAAGAAAAAUAUGUCUGGGAAGUCUCUAAUGCAGCUGCCAUCUUGGAUGUGUUUAGUGUUAUGUUAAAGUUCUUAUAUUUUUAAGUUAGUGAUUUAUUGAAUUUCUGGAAGACGUUUACCCAAGGACUGUUCCUUUUUGUUGCAUGGCACGUAAUAUCUGCUGAGUUAGGAGGAUAAACUGCUUUUUUUAAGAUCCUCUCAGGUGAAUGGUGAGCAUUGGUAUAAAAGCCUUAAUUUUGAGUGAAUUGCAUCCAAACACAAAUGUUUACCACUAAUAUGAUAUUCAGAUAGGAGAGAGCAGCUAUGCUUGGCAUUUCUUAUGUGUUGAGAUGGAUUUCUUUUUAGAUUUCUUCAGACUGCGCGGGCGUGGCUCUAUCUGUUGUUUCUGCACAAGAAGUGAGAGGUCAACGAGAUCAAGCGCCUUACAAUUGAGCGUUAAGAGUCCCAGCUCGGCUAUCAUUCCACAUCAGAGCUUUAAAGCAUUCGAUUUAAAUAAGCAGUUUGGAGUAACGUCUGGGUGCAGAUCACAUUAAACAGGCCCGUGUGGCCAGGCAGGACAGGAGCAUUAUUCAUCACAGUAAUCAAUGUCUGCUUCGGGUCAGGAUUGAUGAAGGGAAAAGCAUUGUGUGUGUUCCAGUUUAUCCCCUCCCUCCUGAUAUCAUCAUGACAAGUCGUCCGAUGUUUGGCGCUAAUUUCUUUUUAUGGUAGCUGUAGCAGCAGUGUGAGGAGAAACACUAGGAAGAGUUCGAAAAACUUCUUCCAGUCACUACAGGGGCUGCUCUCCUCUACACGAUUUGUAAAUAGUAACUGCUUUUAUUUAUGCCACGUGGAUAAAUGUAUAUUUUUGAGAUAUUACUCUUUGUAUAUUGACAGCAUCUGUAUCUCACUUAUUAAAAUAAUGCUGUUAAAUGUUCAGGUUUCUGUGCUUGUUACCUGAAUCUGCAAAACAUUCUUCAUUUUAUAUUGAUCGGACCAUGCCAAGGAGCAACUGUUUUUCAGCUAAUGUAGAGUUACUACAGUAGUCCCAGUCUAUCUGAUUUAGGAUUUACAAAUAAUGGCAGAUGAAUGUUUGACGAUACAAGAUGAAGAAGUCCUGCAACUAUCAGCAUCUGGUUCAGAGUGACUGUCCAUACCUCAAAACACCCACACACCAUUUUUCUUUCUGGUAGCAACGCCGCAUUUUCAGCCAGACAUUUCUCAUAGACCUGUCAUUAGUACAAGUAGUAACAGACGAGUAUGUAAACUAAUUCAUCUUUAUUUUAUGUGACUGAUAAUCUGACUAGCUUGUCACCCGGAUAAAUCCAGCUGAAUCAUACAAAAACUGAUAUUAUGUACAAA